UGAGAAUAAUUUACAUGUUACUGAUUUUUCUGCAUCAUCUUCAGCUGAUCGAUGGUGAUGUCCAUUCCAUUAGUGGCUACUUUCUUGGCUCUCAGGGUCUCAACCUGCCAGGUUACAUAGAGAGAAUCACUGUGGACGACGUGACCGUCUUUCACCACAACAGCAGCAUGAAGUCCACCCCACCGUGCCCCAAAUGGCUCAACAGCUCUGCUGGCCAGCACCACUGGAACGACAUUAGUCUCAUAUCACAGCACAACAAACAGACUAUGAAUACAAAUCUCCAAUCAGCCAUACAGCAGUUUAACCUCACAGGUUCGGUUUCAGAAGUUAACAUUUACCAAGGCUUUAGCCGGUGUGAACUCUACCCAGAUGGGACGCUCAAGGCGUUGCUAACACAUGCCUUUAAUGGAAAAGACUUCUUAAGUUUGGAUAUCGACAGAAAGACAUUUGUUGCUUCUGCACCUCAAGCUCUUUCAAUAAAAAGACAGAGAGAAAGCGACCAAAUCUUGCUCGACAUCACAGCAUCUUUCUACAAGAAGACCUGCUUUGAUCGACUGAAGAUCUUUCUAAACAAUGCUCCAGCGCUUAAAAUAAAGAAAGUUCCAGAGGUUCGGAUCAUCGAGGUCCAGAGAUCAGGAUCCACCCUGCUCACGUGUCAUGUGACCGGUUUUUACCCCCGAGCGGUGCGGGUAGAGUGGACGGGGCCAAACUUACUGCCGGUUGAUGAAGGAAUGAACGACGCGCUGCCUAAUAACGACGGGACGUAUCAGACCAGAAGAAGUGUGAUCAGACCGGAGGAGGAGACAGAAGAUCAGAUCUACAGCUGUGUGGUGCAUCACAGCAGCGUUCCAGAAAACAUCACGCUCACCUGGGAUAAGAAAGAGAAGCCGUCCACACUUGCUUACUGGAUUUUAUUACCUUUGGGAUUUUUCCUGGUCACUGCUGUUGGACUCGUAAUCAGAUGCUUCUGUAAACCCAGAGACCUGGAUAAAAUGAUUAUUUACGUUUUAUUGUUUCUCCUGCAUCCACUCCUGCUGUUUGGUGAUGACGUUUAUUCCUUAAGUGGCAACUUCAUUGGCUGUCAGGGUCUCAACCUGCCAGAUUACAUGGAGAGGGUCAGUGUAAACGACGUGACCGUAUUUUACCACGAUGACAGCAUGAAGUCCACCCCACCGUGCCCUGAAUGGCUCAACAGCACGGACGGCCAGCACCACUGGAACAACAUCAUUGCCAGGUCACACCUGAACAGACUGCGGAUGAAUACGGCUCUCCAAGCAGCCAUACAGCAGUUUAACCUCACAGGUUCGACUUCAGAAGUUAACGUUUACCAGGGCUUCUUUCGUUGCGACCUCUAUCCUAACGGGACCCGCAGUGCGCUGCUAACACACGCAUUCAAUGGAAAAGACUUCUUGAGUUUGGACAUCGACAGCAAGACCUUCGUGGCCUCGACGCCUCAAGCCGUUCCAUAUAAGAGGCACCGAGAAAGCGACCAAAUCUUGAUCGAGAUCAUAACGUCGUACUACAGGAAGACCUGCUUUGAUCGACUGAAGAUAUUUCUGGACAAUGCUCCAGCGCUUAAAAUAAAGAAAGUUCCAGAGAUCCGGAUCAUCGAGGUCCAGAGAUCAGGAUCCACUCUGCUCACGUGUCAUGUGACCAGUUUUUACCCCCGAGCGGUGCGGGUAGAGUGGUCGGGGCCGAAUUUACAGGCGGUGGAUGAAGGAAUGAACGACGCGCUGCCUAAUAAUGACGGGACGUAUCAGACCAGAAGAAGUGUGAUCAGACCGGAGGAGGAGACAGAAGAUCAGAUCUACAGCUGUGUGGUGCAUCACAGCAGCGUUCCAGGAAACAUCACGCUCACCUGGGAUAAAGAAGAGAAGUCGUCCACACUCAUUUAUUGGAUUUUAAUUCUUCUGGGAUUUUUCUUGGUCACUGCAGUCGGACUCGUAAUCAGAUGCUUCUAUAAACAUAGAGAUGCUUCCAAGAUUCAAAAAUCGCACAAGUAUGAAGAAUCAUGAGAACCCCGACCAAACACAGUCUGUGGAGAAGUUUCUUUUGAGUCACUGUACAUUUUUAUUUAUUUAUCCUGUUUUUAGCAUGAAACAUACCAGCAUAUUGUUGCACACCAGCGUUUUCCAAAUCAGGGUGACGCUUUAUGUGUCAGUUGAAGUAACAUAUGAAUGUAAACCAUUUUAUGCAUUCCUAUAGCACACCAACUCUCCAAGCUCGAAUCUCAGGUCUGCUAUCGGUCGACCGGGUGCCCCCUAGCAGCCACAACUGGUGACAAAAUCAGCCACUAGUCUGCUGGGUGGGACUUACACCAUCGGGGUCCCCAGCAGGGUAAGACUAAUCGGCUAUGCUAAAAUUGGGAGAAAAUUGCGUUCAAAAUAGCAAUAAAGAUAAAUAGGUGAUUGUUUUUUCAACCCACACUGUUAUCUAUAAACAUUAGAUGUGUGUUUUUAGGAGGACCAUUGUGACCAUCCUUAAACUUGCAUACAUUAAAAUAACAUUGUUUUUGGCUGCUCUUGUAUUUUGGGGUUGCCACAGCAGUGCAUUCUGGUCCGCAUACCUGAUUUUAUUUUUAUUAUAUUCUUUUAUUAUAUAUAUUUUUAUUAUUUAUUGUUUUAUUAUUUAUUUUUUUAGUGACAUGAUUGUUUGGGAAUCACUGUGUUACCUCACCCUUCAGCACAAUGUGAUAUAGUCAUGUAUACAUUUCAUAUUAAUGUAGUUAGUAAGAUUAUACACUCACUGAGCACUUUAUUAGGAACAUUUAUCUGGUAUACACAUUCGUUGAUUAUUUUAUAAACUAUAUCUACCCUUCAGAUGAACUUUGUGGGUAUACAAUUACUGAGUGACCUUGCUCUCCAUAUUUAUUAAGUAUAAGUGACCCCAGAUAACCUUUACUGAUAACCUCCAGAUUAUUUUAAGUGGGAUUUCUGAAUACCUCAGUGUCUAUUCUUGGAAAAGAAUAAACAGCAGCGUCCUCUGAUCAGAAAGUUUCCACUGAUAAAAGACUGGGUUAAGAUCAACACACUGGGUGGCAUGGUGGCCAAGUGGGUAGCACUGUCGCCUCACAGUAAGAAGGUCCUGGGUUCGAUCCCCAGGUGGGGCGGUCCUGGUCCUGGUCCUUUUCUAUUCCAUGUCAUCACUGUAAUAUAGUGUUCACUGGGGGUAAGUUGAUGGGUGGAGAAGGUGUACCAAACGACAGAAGGGUUACAUGUAUAGCUAGCUACAUGCUGUAGCUCAUAAAAUGGCCAAAGAAUCAACGUUUAAGACGAGUGCUCCUAAUAAAGUGCCGGUAAGUGUAUAAUAGCUCUGGAGGAAUCUGAAAUGCUCUGUGGAUAUUAUGUAUUACCUGGUUCAUCCAGUAGGAGGCAGUAAAGCCUGAGGAAACAGUGUCACAUGAUCUAAGCCUGAUCUGUUGGGUCGAUCACACAGUUUACUGUAACACUCAUCACAGAUUAUCAUCAUUGAUUAUAAUCAAAACCGAAAGUUGUCACUGAGUUGGAAUAGUUUAUGGGUCUGCUAUAUCUAGUCCACAUAUCUGGAGGUUUAAUACCGAUCAGACACGAGUUUGGUCUGAUUUCACUUGUUUAGUGGGUCGUUCUUGGUUUUCAGUUGAAUCAGGUGAUGCUUCUGGCUAGUUUCCAUUGGGUACUUUUGGUCAUAUGAGGUGCACUUGCUGUGCCAUUGUUUUGACAGAAACAAAUUAUUGUAGCUAUACAUUGUUUUAAUGUUAAUCUUUAUACGCAUGUCUCUGUUUUGUACUGUAAUAAUGGUGUGAUUGAUUUAUGACCAGUCCGUUCUGAAGUGUUCUGUUUCACAGAGGGUUUCAUCAGUGUUCGUACACCAUGUGGUGCACCACACCAUUUAAAACAAUCAUUAUUGUUUGUUUGUUUAUAAGUUUGUAUUCUUGGCAUUAUCACUGUUUUAUAAUCAGCUUCACUACAAACAUGCACUUUCAGUUGUAAUAA
Trichomycterus rosablanca is the source of this 3971-nucleotide messenger RNA. RefSeq lists its product as uncharacterized. The transcript is spliced from 11 exons. The coding region runs from base 15 to 2015 and encodes 666 amino acids. The record is from RefSeq and is a predicted model, not a curated record. Lineage: Eukaryota; Metazoa; Chordata; Actinopteri; Siluriformes; Trichomycteridae.